AUGAGGCGGCAGCAGGAGCUUCUGAUGCAGCUCCGAGCGCUCGUCCUCCCUCUGCUCCACGCUGUCCAUGAUACCUCGGCUGACAUCGCCGUCCAGCUCUUUGAUGACGUGAUCGGCUGCAACGUCAGCGUGGCAUCUAAGCUUGAGGGGUGCCUCAUGAGUACCGGAGAGAAUGAUGGACCUGUGGUAGAGCUCGUCGACGACAAGUCGUUGGUGAGAAAGAGAAACAGUACUGAUGCUACUGGUGACAGGACGACGGAGGAACAAGCGAAGCCUAAUAAUAGCGCUGGUCAAAAGAGAAGGAGGAACGACAAGCGAUCGAGAUCCCUUGUAACACAUGUUCCACAUUAUGAUGGCCAUCAAUGGAGAAAAUAUGGGCAGAAGAAUAUCAACGGGAGGCAACAUCCUAGGAACUAUUACAGAUGUGCCUACAGAGAAAGGAACUGCUUAGCAACCAAGACGAUUGAGCAACAAGAACAAAAUAAUGCCGGUACCAGUAGUGCCAUGGCUGGAGAGGAAAACGCAGAGUACACUGUUGUGUACUACGGAGAUCACACUUGCAAGGACCAUAACAUCAGCAUGGUCCAGGCACCCCAGCCUGUCAAUAUGGAUCUUCAAAACGGGGAAAUGGCUCAAGCAACAGCAAAUGAGGCAGACUUGGACUUGCCAGCUUUACUAGAGGUGUUUGACAACUCCCUCGUUGAUUGGGAUGACUGGAAGAUGUGA
This is a messenger RNA of Panicum hallii, 726 nucleotides long. Its product is annotated as probable WRKY transcription factor 46. The transcript is spliced from 3 exons. Bases 1 to 726 code for a protein of 241 amino acids. Gene Ontology annotation, molecular function: DNA-binding transcription factor activity; sequence-specific DNA binding. Lineage: Eukaryota; Viridiplantae; Streptophyta; Magnoliopsida; Poales; Poaceae. Gene Ontology annotation, biological process: regulation of DNA-templated transcription. The record is from RefSeq and is a predicted model, not a curated record.